AGCAUCAGGUCUCUCUGUGUUUUAUCUCAUUCAGAAGACCUUCAGUGAAGAAAAUGAAACAGAUUCUGCUGCUGUGUAUGCUGGUGGCACUCGCACAGUGCAUCAGGGUGCCAUUGAUUAAGGGCAAAACUGCACGGCAGAGGCUGCAGGAGAAAGGCCUAUGGGAGGAAUACAGAACUAAAUAUCCUUAUGUCCCCUGGGUCAAGUUUGUUCAGACUGGUCAAGAGUCCAUGACCAACGAUGCUGAUCUUUCCUACUAUGGUGCGAUCACCAUCGGGACUCCUCCUCAGUCCUUCACAGUGCUUAUGGACACAGGCUCGUCUAAUCUGUGGGUGCCGUCUGUCUACUGUUCAAGCCAAGCCUGCCAGAACCACGAUCAGUUCAAUCCACAGCAGUCCAGCACUUUCCAGAGCACCAAUGAGUCUAUCUCUGUUCAGUAUGGCACGGGCAGCAUGACCGGCUAUUUGGGAUAUGACACUGUGACGGUUGGUGGAAUCUCAGUGCAAAAUCAAAUCUUCGGACUGAGUGAGACUGAGGCGCCCUUCAUGGCCAGCCAAGUACCAGACGGCAUCAUGGGUCUGGCCUACCAGUCCAUUUCCUCUGAUGGUGCCACUCCUGUCUUUGACAACAUGAUAAGUCAGAAUUUGGUCUCCCAGAAUGUCUUCUCAGUCUACCUGAGCAGCGAUGAGCAAUCGGGCAGCAUGUUGUUCCUGGGAGAGAUUGACACCUCCUACUACACUGGCAGCAUCUACUGGAUCCCUCUAUCCUCUGAGAGCUACUACCAGAUCGCCAUGGACAGUGUUACCAUCAAUGGACAGGUUGUUGGUUGUAGUGGUGGUUGUCAAGCUAUUGUUGAUACCGGGACUUCCCUUAUUAUUGGACCAAGCAGUGAUAUCAGCAACCUGAAUGCCUAUCUUGGUGCUCAGACAGACCAAUAUGGAGAUGCUAUUGUGAGCUGCAGCAGUAUCCAGAGCAUGCCUUCAGUUACCUUCACCAUUAAUGGCUAUGCCUUCGCCAUCCCUCCAUCAUCCUUUGUCACCCAGGGCUCCAGCAGCUGCCAAACAGGUUUCUCAGGUGGCAACUUCGGAAGCAGUUUCUCCUGGAUCUUGGGUGAUGUUUUCAUCAGGAAUUGGUACACCAUCUUUAACAGGGCGAACAGCACUGUGGGCCUGGCUCAGCUGGCUUAAGAACUAAUGGCAAAGGGGUUGAAAUAUUAACCCUUUAUGUUUGUCUUUUAUAAAGUUAUAUGUGAAAACAUGUAAGAUAGCAAAUAAAGUGACAAACAAUAAAGGAAAAAUAACAUCAUCACAAAUCAA
This is a messenger RNA of Ictalurus punctatus (channel catfish), 1316 nucleotides long. Its product is annotated as pepsin A. Bases 54 to 1187 code for a protein of 377 amino acids. Gene Ontology annotation, biological process: proteolysis. Gene Ontology annotation, molecular function: aspartic-type endopeptidase activity. The transcript has 9 exons. The record is from RefSeq and is a predicted model, not a curated record. NCBI's taxonomy places the organism in Eukaryota, Metazoa, Chordata, Actinopteri, Siluriformes, Ictaluridae.